GUCUCAAAUGUUUCGAAUCGAAGAUCACAAAGGGUGAUGAUCAAUGUUAUGUGCACUACGUUCGUAAAAUGGGCUUCGAUUCGGCGGUAAAGGCCUGUGCAACUUUGGGCGCCAGGAUUAUCACCAUAUAUAAUGAGGAGCACAGCGUUGAGGUUCCAGGUACAGAACUUUCAGUCACGCUUAGGUUUGAUGGUUCCAAAUACCAAAAGGAGGAAUCGGUGCACACCAAACAACGCCGAGCAAAAUGCUGGAUCGUGGGUUGCAGCUGUCGCUUCCGAAGCCACCCUAGUGAUUAUGAUUGGUGGCGCAAUUAUACGGACAUCAUGACACAGCAGAUCAGGGAAGGCUCAACAAACGGGGAACGAACACCCAUGGCCUUCAAUAUAUGUAUGCCAUCGAUUAAAGAUUUUCGGCGAUUCAACAGCUCGUGCAGCGCAAAAAAUCGUUCACCUUUAGCACCCUUUCGGUACCCAGCUGCACUGCCAACGGAAGGAGGCACGAGAGCUGGUGUACUGCCAGGUUGCCCAUACCUAGACAGGAGCAGUCAAGACGCUUUGGUUGGGUUCGAAUCACGGACCCUGCGGUUUAAAACUAUAUGCACCCGAUCCCCAUCUUUCUGUAGCUUUUUACUCUUCGCUGCGACUUCCUUCGAUAGUGUGGCUCAGCAAUCAGACAUAGGUGCUGUUUGGGUGCUUUUCAAAACAACCAAUAUCAUUGUCAUCAUCAACAGCUUGACAUCAGUGUUUAACACCGAUGCUUCGCUGCCGUACACCCAUGAUUUAUUUGAAAGGCUUAUUGUCAAGAAAAGAAUAAAGGUGGAAGGGAAAGGGGCCUACUUCUGGUGCUGGGCACAUUCUUUAAUGGAAGUACGCGUUUUACGACCCAAAACUCGUUUUCUAAUUUUCUCGUUACGGAUUAACCGACACCAACCCACACGAUCUAUGAUUCUGAGACAAUGGCUGUCAAACACCU
This is a messenger RNA of Opisthorchis viverrini, 972 nucleotides long. RefSeq lists its product as hypothetical. The transcript has 7 exons. The record is from RefSeq and is a predicted model, not a curated record. The annotation marks the transcript as partial. NCBI's taxonomy places the organism in Eukaryota, Metazoa, Platyhelminthes, Trematoda, Opisthorchiida, Opisthorchiidae.